Laccaria bicolor S238N-H82 is the source of this 694-nucleotide messenger RNA. Its product is annotated as cerato-platanin-related secreted protein. The transcript has 3 exons. The record is from RefSeq and is a predicted model, not a curated record. Lineage: Eukaryota; Fungi; Basidiomycota; Agaricomycetes; Agaricales; Hydnangiaceae. Bases 14 to 445 code for a protein of 143 amino acids.
CCCAUCACACAGCAUGAAAUACCUUUCAUCUCUUCUCGUCUUCGCGGCUACCUGCUUAGCGCAAACUUUCCAAGUUUCAUACGACACUAAGUACGACGACGGGAGCACUUCCCUCGCCACUGUGGCCUGCUCGGACGGCACCAACGGCCUCCUCACGAAAGGCUUCACGACUUUUGGGUCACUCCCAAAGUUCCCUUAUAUCGGAGGCUCCUUCGCCAUCGCGGGCUACAACUCGCCAGACUGUGGGACUUGUUGGGAGCUUACGUACAAUAAUGGGGCGGGAGUAGUGAAGAGCAUCAACGUCUUGGCAAUUGACGUUGCGAAGCCGGGGUUCAACAUUGGGUUGGUAGCGAUGAAUAAUUUGACGGGAGGACAGGCGGUUCAUCUGGGAAGGGUGCAAGCAACCGUGAAGCAGGUUAACGCAUCGAUUUGUGGGUUAAAGUGACGUGGUUUGGACAUGUAUUCUAUUCUUCGUGACUGCGAUAUUUUCCCUAGACACGCGCUGAUAACGCUUCUCAAUGACACCGACCCCUUACCUCUUUCUAGCUUCCAAUCAACUGUAUGAUUAAGACCACAAGAAAACGAGCAAAGUAAAAACUAGCAUGUUGCGGUUGAGGUGAACGAUCUGGAAAAAAAUAGUCAUACUAUAUAUAGUUCAUGAUAGAUACCCUGAUACAGCAGCAGUGACCAUCCC